UGAUGUUGGCGGGUUCGGUGUUACGAAAACAAACAACAUAUUUCAAUUGUUGAAUAAAUUAUCAGUUUACAGUAAUUCAAUAUGCAAGAUGAUUUGGAGGUUACGGGAAUAUCCCGAAGCGGGAGAGUGAGAAAGAAAAGUUCAAAGUUAAUGGAUUUUGAAUCUCCAGACGAUAUUGAAACUAGGUUUCGUCGUCAAACACCGGUGAAGUCGUACGCCGGUUUCAAGCAAGAAGAGCCUAUAGAGUUUCACGAGACUCCACAAAAGCCCGCGGAAGACGCGGGUACUGCUUCGGGUAGUGAAUCUGACUUUUAUGAGAACAAUGGAGAAAAUGCUGAAAGCAUGGAGUCGGACAGUUCAGCAUCAGACGAGGGCACCGCGCGGACUCCCGCCAACUCUCUCUACAUGAUGGAAAAAAGUAACAAGAAAAAAUUAAUAAUAAAAGAUGGAAAAGUCAUUGGUAGAGCCAAAGCCCAGAGAAAAGAUAAAGGCAAAACUCGAAUUACUGCAUACAUGAUGUGGGCUAAAGAAGCUAGAAAUGAUCUUUUACGCCAGAGUCCAAAUAUGGACUUUUCUGCAAUUUCAAAGAAACUCGGUGAGAUGUGGGCUAAUGUGACAUAUAAUGAGCGAUACUUGUGGAAACGUAAGGCAAAGAGAUUUGCAAUGCAAAAGGAACAGAGCAAUCAAGCUACAACCUCAAAGAUUAUAUCAAAUCCUAGUGUCCACCCGAAGUCAAAUGUAGGUCCUGGUAGACCACCGGCCAACCGGGCGCGUCAGCCCCCACCUCCCGCGCAGCAAAAUACCCUAACACCGGUGUCAACUAGCAGUCCGACGUCAGUGACGUCAGCGCUGCCGACAGGGGGUGCAGCUGCUGUGUACCGCGUGACGGGCUGCGGCACUGUCGAAGUGGCCGCUCACCUACGUCUGCUCGGUGAGAGCCUUGCCAUCAUCGGGGAACGGCUCAAAGAGCAUGAGGGUCAGAUCGCGGUGUCGGGAUCUGUGUCGGUGCUGCUGGACACGCUACUGUGCUCGCUGGCGCCGCUGCUGAGCGUGGCGCGCGCGCUGCCGCCCCUCGCACCCCCCGCACAUAUCAUGCAGAACACGCUGCACAACAUCGCGUACAUCAUGCCUGGACUAUAACCAACACGCACCCCCAACAUGACCGGACUUAUAACCAACACGCACCCCCCAACAAUAUGCUCGGACUACAACCAACACGCGCCCCCAACAUGACCGGCCAAAAAC
Molecule: messenger RNA, 1245 nt
Organism: Papilio machaon (common yellow swallowtail)
Lineage: Eukaryota; Metazoa; Arthropoda; Insecta; Lepidoptera; Papilionidae
Product: HMG box-containing protein 4
Exons: 8
Coding region: 82-1140 (352 amino acids)
Source: RefSeq, a predicted model, not a curated record